This is a messenger RNA of Paramecium pentaurelia, 913 nucleotides long. The record is from the annotation of a GenBank genome assembly. Lineage: Eukaryota; Ciliophora; Oligohymenophorea; Peniculida; Parameciidae.
AUGGAAUUUUAAUAUAAAAAAAAAUCAAUAGCUAUUAAAAAAGAAAUUAAAUUAUCAUUAGAAAUAACAAAUCAUUUAAUUAAUAUAUUAAAUGAUUAUGAGUAACAUCUUUAAAUUACUUCAUCUGAUUAGGGAACAGAAUUCAAAUUCAAAUUAAUAAUUAAAGAAAAUAAAACAACUGAUGGAUCAUUAGAAUAGUUCACUAUUGGUUUUAUGUUAAAAUAAAAAAGUAAAAAAACUGUUAAAAAUGAAAUCAAUAAUGAUUAAACACAUAAUAAUUCUAUUUUGAUUAAACCAAAAUCAUUAUCACUAUUUAAUUCUUCAAAAGUUAUACGUGAACCAUCAGCAAAUACUCCAAUUAUUUAUCCAAUUAAUUAACCAAAAACUUUUAAAACACCUUCUACUUUAAAAAGGGUUAGAUCAUCUUUUGCAAAUAGAAUUUUGAUGGAUUUUGAUCAGAAAAUUUUAAUUGUAGAUGAUGAACCUUUUAAUCAUGAUACAUUGAUUUUAAUGAUGAAGAAUAUGGGUUAUAAAUAAUUUCUAAAAGCAUAUAAUGGACAAUAAGCAAUUGAUUUAGUUAAGGAGAAAUAAGGUGAAAUUUCCAUAAUUAUUAUGGAUUUAGAUAUGCCUAUAAUGGGAGGAAUGGAAGUAUUAUUAUAAUAUAAUUAUUAAGGCUACAAGAAUUUUAGUAGAUAUGAUGUUAGAUUAAAAAUUAGAUUACAUACCAAUAAUUGGUUGCACUGCUCAUGAUGAUAAAGAAACAAUAGAUAAAUGUAUUUAAGUUGGUAUGCUUUAUGUUGUAAUGAAACCAGUAUUUGUUAAAACACUAAGAGAAGCAUUUUAAUAAAUAACUAAUAUAGAAGAUGGCAGAAAAAGAUCAUUGGUAUGUUUCACUUCUUAAUUACAAAUAUGA